CGUCAUGAUUUUCAUAGCGUUAAAACUUCCAAAGGGUAGUGGUAUCUCUCACUUGGAACAGCUGUUGCAAUAGGAACUCAUGAAAGGUAUUAUGCAAACAAAUUGCGUGUAUUUCGUGUUAUUGGUGACACUGGUCUGUGUAUACACAGUGCUUGGAAAUGACUCCUUGUUACCGCCAAGUAGACCGUCCGCCUUCCGGAGUCCGGCACAGCUCCGAAGAUACCUGAAAGCCCUUAAUGAUUAUUAUGCUAUAGUGGGUAGGCCUAGAUUUGGAAAAAGAAAUAACGAUUAUUCAUUAACAGACCAGGAUGAAGUUGAUGGAUUUUUAUAUUCGAGUCGAGACAAGCCAGAUAUUUUAGGACCACAAUGGUGGUAAUGGUUUAUACCACAUUCCAAGGGGAUUAUUACUGCUUUAACAGUGUAUUCGUAUGAACUGAUGUACAUAUCAGUGUUCAGAUUUAUUUUUUGAAUAAAGACCGAAAUAUUGCUCUGAAAACACAAUACUCUUAAUAUUAACAGUUUUAUGACAAUAUGUGUUAUCAAAAUCAUUUAAUUAAUUCAUUACAUGUG
Messenger RNA from Saccostrea echinata, 570 nucleotides. Its product is annotated as pro-neuropeptide Y-like. Gene Ontology annotation, cellular component: extracellular region. The transcript is spliced from 4 exons. The record is from RefSeq and is a predicted model, not a curated record. Gene Ontology annotation, molecular function: hormone activity. The coding region runs from base 80 to 376 and encodes 98 amino acids. NCBI's taxonomy places the organism in Eukaryota, Metazoa, Mollusca, Bivalvia, Ostreida, Ostreidae.